Molecule: messenger RNA, 1674 nt
Organism: Chelmon rostratus (copperband butterflyfish)
Lineage: Eukaryota; Metazoa; Chordata; Actinopteri; Chaetodontiformes; Chaetodontidae
Product: high-affinity choline transporter 1-like
Exons: 8
Coding region: 1-1674 (557 amino acids)
Biological process (GO): choline transport; acetylcholine biosynthetic process; transmembrane transport
Cellular component (GO): plasma membrane
Molecular function (GO): choline:sodium symporter activity
Source: RefSeq, a predicted model, not a curated record
AUGAGCCUGAACGUUCCAGGGCUGGUGGUGAUGAUGCUCUUCUACCUGCUGGUGCUGGGCACCGGGAUCUGGGCUUCCAUGAAGUCCAAGCGGGUGCAGAAGAGCAGCCAGGCAGACCGGACGGAGAUCACACUGCUGGGUAACAGAGGGAUCAGCCUGGUGGUAGGAGUCUUCACCAUGACUGCUACAUUUGUUGGCGGGGGCUUCAUUGUCGGUCUGACAGAGGCAGUGUACACUCCAACCAUGGGACUUACCUGGGCUGUCAUGCCAGUAACAGCAGCCCUGUCUUUCAUCGUUGGUGGACUCUUUUUCGCCAAGACAAUGAGAGACAGAGAAUAUGUGACAAUGAUGGACCCUUUCCAGAUCAAGUAUGGAAAGUUAAUAAGUGCAGCUCUGUCUGUGGCGUUGCUGAUAUCUGACAUCAUCUGGGUUACAGGUACUCUAAUUGGCUUAGGUGCGACAAUGAGUGUGAUCCUGGAUUUGUCCUACACCCUCUGCAUUUGGAUGUCUGCCACAGUCGCCAUCGUCUACACACUGCUGGGAGGCCUCUACUCUGUGGCCUACACAGACAUCAUCCAGCUCAUCCUCAUAUUCUUAAGUUUGUGGCUGUGUGUCCCCUUUAUCAUGAUGAACCCCCAUUCUGCUGACAUCACUGAGACUGCUUUCAACUUCACCUACCAGGCCCCCUGGAUUGGUUCAGUGGAUAAAGAAAGAGCAUGGAGGUGGAUUGAUAACUUCUUAUUACUGACUCUUGGUAACCUGGGAUAUCAGGACUUCCACCAGAGGACCCUGUCAGCUUGUUCGUCAGCCACAGCCAGGAUCAUCUGCUUCAUUGCAGCACCAAUCAUCUUCAUACUUGGAUUCCCAUCUGUGCUGAUUGGAGCGGUUGCAGCAUCAACAGAUUGGAACACGACCCUGUACGGCUCCCCGUCCCCAUUCGAGCGUGGAGAGGCAAGUCAGGUUCUGCCCAUUGCUCUGCAGCACCUCACUCCACAAUACAUCUCAAUCAUCGGUAUCGGAGCUAUAGCUGCUGCUGUGAUGUCAUCAACAGACUCUGCUUUACUGUCAGCCGCCUCCAUCUUCACAACCAACAUCUACAAGAACAUCCUGAGGACAAAGGCAUCAGAAACGGAGCUCCAGUGGAUGAUCCGUGCCACCGUGGUGUUGGUGGGCUUGGCUGGCACAUCGCUCACCUUCCUACAUAACAGCAUCAUGGUUUUCUGGAUCCUGGGCUCAGACAUAACCUACACCAUCAUGUUCCCUCAACUUGUCUGUGUCCUCUUCUGUAAGAUCUCCAACGGCUUCGGCUCCAUCAUGGGCUUGCUAGUUGGAGUGUUGUUGAGAGUGCUGAGCGGUGAGCCAUCGAUAGGGUUGCCUGUCAUUCUCCACUUCCCAGGUUGCACUCUUGAAAAUGGCGUAUAUGUCCAGCGCUCUCCUGUGAGAACUAUCUGCAUGCUGUCCACCAUCUUUACCACUCUGUUGUUCUCCUACCUGGCUUCACUGCUCAUUAAUAAAGGAGUGAUUCCUGAGAGGUGGGAUGUUUUCAAAGUAAAAACCCCAAAACCACCACAAAACCUACCAUUAAUGAUCAACAGCACAACAAAAACAGAUGAGGAGACAUCUGAGGUUCAAAAUGAGACUGAAUUCAUAUUGGUCACAAAUCAGCAGGACUGA